AUUUUCGCUGUGAUGGUCGUAGUCGGCAAGAUUACAGACCUAUGGAAUUAGAAAUGGACAUUGUUAGUAAUGCUAAUGGUUCAGCACGUCUUCGUUUAGCGAAUUCUGACAUUUUAGUUUGUGUGAAAGUAGAAAUUGAUAGUCCUCUACCUGAAACUCCAAAAGAUGGUAAAAUAGAAUACUUUGUUGACUGCUCUGCUAAUGCAACUCCUGCAUUUGAAGGAAGAGGUGGAGAACAGCUUGCUGCUGAACUUAGUCGCUUUCUUUAUUUAGCUCAUAGUCCAAUUUUAAAUUUAUCUAAAUUAUGCAUUGUUUCUGGUCAAUCUUGUUGGAAAUUAUUUGUUGAUGUUCUUAUUCUUGAAUGUGGAGGUAAGAAUUGUAGUGUGAUUUCCACUAAUAUUAUUUCAAAUGUAAUGAUUAUUUUUAUAUGCUUUUUUUAAAUCUUUAAAUUCAUU
Molecule: messenger RNA, 455 nt
Organism: Daktulosphaira vitifoliae (grape phylloxera)
Lineage: Eukaryota; Metazoa; Arthropoda; Insecta; Hemiptera; Phylloxeridae
Product: exosome complex exonuclease RRP42-like
Exons: 2
Biological process (GO): U5 snRNA 3'-end processing; exonucleolytic trimming to generate mature 3'-end of 5.8S rRNA from tricistronic rRNA transcript (SSU-rRNA, 5.8S rRNA, LSU-rRNA); nuclear mRNA surveillance
Cellular component (GO): nuclear exosome (RNase complex); cytoplasmic exosome (RNase complex)
Source: RefSeq, a predicted model, not a curated record